Momordica charantia (bitter melon) is the source of this 1853-nucleotide messenger RNA. RefSeq names its product cyclin-A2-2. NCBI's taxonomy places the organism in Eukaryota, Viridiplantae, Streptophyta, Magnoliopsida, Cucurbitales, Cucurbitaceae. Gene Ontology annotation, molecular function: cyclin-dependent protein serine/threonine kinase regulator activity. Gene Ontology annotation, biological process: mitotic cell cycle phase transition. The record is from RefSeq and is a predicted model, not a curated record.
UUCCCGCUCCUUCUCCCCGCUCCUCUUCCGUUGACGCGCGCCCGCCAUGUUGCUCCGCCGCUAGCUCCGUCGCUUACGGCCGUUGUCUCACAACAUAUGUAUAUGCACUUGAAACUAUGGCCGACAAGCUGAUCGGAGAAGAUGCUGGAAUAAGACUCGUUGUGAUGCAGUAAGCUUUGCUGCGACUUAGCUCCGUUCUCUCUGGCGCAGACGUGUGGAUAAAUUUAGCCGUUGUUGAAGUUAUAGCCAUGCCUUUGCUCGUCCACACACAACAGAUUUGYCAAAUAUGAUGGAAGAACAUAAGUUUUCUGUCAGAAUCAGGCGCCCCCAUUCUAAUUCCUCAGGUAGGCUAGGAGCUAUUUCACCCCUAUUACAAUGUCCAGUCAAAGAACUUUGCAAACGCGCCCACACGGCAAUCUCUGAACAAGCACAACUAGAUGGAAGUAAUGUUCGUGCAACUACUACUUUCGGCCUUCGGCACAAAAGAAGAGCAGUGCUCAAGGAUGUUACUAACAUGUCCUGUGAGAGCAAUAAUCUGGAUUGCUUACAUGCUUCUGAAGUUCAGAUGCAAGAGGUUGCACAGACCGAAUCAGUUGAAGGUUCAACCAUUACAAGGAUGGCAGAGUCACAAGGUAAAAAAGAGACAGCACAAGAAAACAAGUUUCACAGUGGCAUAGGAAGCUCAAAUUUUGCAUUCCCCGUGCUUUCAGGAUCAAAAGACCAUCAAAUCAAAGAUAAGGCUAGGAAUUGUGAGAAUUUGUCAGUCUCAAAUCACCUUGGUACAUUGGAUGGUGUUUCAAACUCAGAAGAUCCUCAAGCAUGCACCCUAUAUGCCCAUGAUAUAUAUGAUACUAUUCGUGUAAUAGAGCUUGAUCAAAGGCCAUCCACUAACUAUAUGGAAGAGUUACAGAAAUAUAUCACUCCAAUCAUGCGAGGGAUACUAAUUGAUUGGCUGGUGGAGGUCUCCGAAGAAUAUAAACUGGUCUCUGACACACUUUACCUCACUGUGAAUCUCAUUGAUCGGUUUCUCUCUCGAAGUUUCAUUGAAAGACAUAGAUUACAGCUUCUUGGUGUUACUUGCAUGUUAAUCGCCACUAAAUAUGAAGAAGUCUGUGCACCGUUUGUGGAAGAGUUUUGCUUCAUCACUGACAACACCUAUACAAGAGGAGAGGUACUAAAAAUGGAGGGUGAAGUUCUGAACUUGCUCAACUUUCAGCUUUCUGUUCCCACUACAAAAACAUUUCUCAGACAGCAUCUUCGCAGGAGAUUCGUGCAGGUGGCACAGGCUUCUUGCAAGGAACCUUGCGUCGAAUUCCAGCAUUUAACGGAUUAUCUAGCAGAGUUGACUCUUCUUGAGUACAGCUUCCUCAGGUUCCUGCCUUCAGCAGUAGCUGCUUCUGUCGUGUUCUUAGCCAGAUGGAUUCUGAAUCAACCAAAUCACCCAUGGAACCAGACGCUGGAGCAUUAUACCAAUUACAGUGCCUCCGAGCUAAAAACUCCAGUUCUUGCCUUAGAAGAUCUACAAUUGAACUCCACAAGUUGCCCCUUAAACGCCGUAUUCCAGAAGUAUAGACAACAGAAGUUUGGGAAUGUGGCGACUUUAACCUCCACAAAAUCAGUUCUCUCAGUUUUGCAAAACCAGACAGGUUGUGGCGCUUCUGCUUCCAGAUGUGGGGUUGAAUUUUAAAGCAACAGGCUAAAUUUAUAACAGGAAACUGACUCUUCCAACUGUUUGGUUCACAUCAAACAACUCAGUGAACCGAUGCCUCGACAGGCAAACAUCAUAUGAUUAUUAAAAGACAAUCCUGUCCUGUCCACUUUUUUUGUGACCAGAAAAAAAAUUUAAUUAUCAA